GACUCAAUUCUGGGAGCAGGGAAGUAAGCAUUAACCAGGCACAUUUCUUGGGACCCCAAGCCUCAUUUUUCUUCCCAGUAAAAUGGGAAGGUUAAUGUGAAUGACAAAAGAUUAAAUGUGAUAAUAUACACGUGUCCGGUGUCCCCCUGAACCUAAUUACAGCUCCUUGAACAUCAAGGUCAAUUUAAAAGGGAGCCAUUAGUGUUACAGCCCAGGCUCAAGAUCCCAUCUGCCUUAGACUAAACUAAGGGGCAAAGCCUUGCAGCACUCUCAUCUUUGACUAACCUAAAAACUCUGGGUCCCUGGGCAGGUUAGACAUUUUCGAGAAAGCUCAGCUGAGCACUGGCCUGUGGGAGGUGCAAUAAGGAAGGGUGAAGCAAAUGAGAAAUUGCUAAGUUCUUGGGGACACACAGCCUCAGAAUAAAACCUUGUUGCGACCUCAACAUGGCUGAAGGUCACCUGCCUCGACUUGGGAAGACAAAAAGCUGACACGUGUACCCAGCUUCCCUUCAACAAACGAGUGCAUUUUAGAGAACAGGAGAUAAUGAGCGAAACAGCGAUACGUCCCACAGAGAAAAAGCCGGCGCGGAGGGGAGAGCGAACGCUGGGACAACGGUCGGCUUUACAGGAGGGUACUGUGAGGUCUCGGCGGAGGGACCCGAGCAAGGAGCCACGAGGAUGUCCGGGGCGAGGCCGCACAGCCAGCGCUCGGGCGUUUAUAUGGAUCGGUUAACACGGCCUGGCUCAAAAAGAGGCUUCAGGAAAUAAGGGAUAAAUGCGAUUUUAGGUAAGAGCACUUGAGGCCUCUGCGCUCCAGCUGCACGUUUCCGGCUCCGGAAGCAGAGGAGCUGGAAUCCGCGUAGGGCCCGGGCGGCGAGCUCGGGGGCGGCAUCUCUAAGCUCAGCGGCGCCGAGAGUGCCUUGGCCAGCGGCGCGCCGCAGCCAGCCGUCCUCCGCAUCGGCCCCGGCACGGACUCCUGCUUUAACAGGCGCUGGAAGCAGGAAUCUGCGUUUUCCAGCCCAGGGCCGCCGUAGCUGCACCGCGGGAAGCCUCAACACUGCGGGAUUCCAGGGUCCGGCCGGUUUCCCCGCGUGCCGCUCGCUUCCGGCCGGCGCCACCGCGUCAUCACGCGGCGCCGGAAGUGCCUUCGCGCUGCCUUGGAGACGGGACGCGGGGCCCUCGGCUGACGCUGCCCGGCCGGCCGCGCCCACCCGGUCGCCAUGGAGCUGCCCCCUGGGCCACGAGACGAUCCCCGCGCCUGGGACGAUGACUCGGAGCCGGAGCCGGACCCCGACCCCGACGCGCAGGCCGAGGCUUACGUGGCCCGCGUGCUUAGUCCGCCGAAAGCGGGGCAGGCGCCCCUGCGCGCCCCUUUGCUGUCCGCGCCAGUCGCGUCCCCUGGCGCCCUGGAGCCGCGGGCGGCGUCCAAGGGUCCGCCCGUGGGGGUCCCGGGACUGCUCAGCCUUCCUCCGGAGCUGCUGCUCGAGAUCUGCGCCUACCUAGACGCGCGCCUGGUGCUUCACGUCCUCCCGCGCGUGUGCCACGCGCUGCGCGACCUCGUGCGUGACCAUGUCACCUGGAGGCUACGCGCGCAGCGCCGCGUACGCGCGCCCUACCCAGUUGUGGAAGAGGAGGACUUUGACUGGCCAACAGCCUGCAUUGAGUUGGAGCAACACCUGUCGCGCUGGGCAGAGGAUGGGCGCUGGACUGAGUACUUCUGCUUGGCUGAUGGGCACUUUGCUUCCAUUGACUCGGUCCUGCUGCUCCAGGGUGGUGCGCUUUGUUUGUCGGGCUCCCGGGAUCGCAAUGUCAACCUGUGGGACAUGCGGCAGUUGGGGGUAGAGCCCAGCCAGGUUCUAGUCAAGGCCCUGGGAACUGAGAAGAACAGCACCCACAAGGGCUGGGUGUGGUCGCUGGCAGCGCUGGACCACCGCGUGUGCUCUGGUUCCUGGGACAGCACGGUGAAGCUCUGGGACAUGGCAGCAGAUGGGCAGCAGUUCGGCGAGAUAAAGGGCAAGGCAGCUGUGCUGUGCUUGUCCUACCGGCCUGACAUCCUGGUGACUGGCACCUAUGACAAGAAGGUGACCGUCUACGACCCCAGAGUCGGCCCGGCCCUGCUGAAGAGCAGGCGGCUGCACUCAAGUGCGGUGCUGGCGCUGCUGGCGGACGACCGGCACAUCAUCUCGGGCAGCGAGGACCACACGCUCGUGGUGUUUGACCGCCGAGCCAACAGUGUCCUGCAGCGACUGCAGCUGGACUCCUACCUGCUCUGCAUGUCCUACCGGGAGCCCCAGCUCUGGGCUGGUGACAACCAGGGCCUGCUGCACGUCUUCGCCAACCACAGUGGCCGCUUCCAGCUUGUCCGGUCUUUUGACGUGGGCCACAGGUCUCAGAUCACAGGGAUCAAACACUCACUGGGGGCCUUGUACACCACGUCCACUGACAAGACCAUCCGGGUGCACGUGCCCACGGAUCCACCAAGGACCAUCUGCAUGCGAAGCCACAACAAUGUGCUGAAUGGGGUAAGACCCUGCCCUAUGCCCCCCGCCUGGCUGCCCAGAACGCCCCUGACUACCUAUGUCCCUGCCCUCCCAGAUCUGCGCUGAGGGCAACCUGGUGGUGGCUGCCUCCGGGGGCCUAUCGCUGGAGGUCUGGAGGCUGCAGGCCUGAGCUGCCAGACGUGGAGGUGGCGGUGGAUCUGCCGGCCCACAGGCUGGGCCGCGGCCUCUGUUCUCGGGGGACCUUCCCCUGUGCUGGUGCUGUCUCUGCCUUCUCCCAAAGCCCUGAGGCACAUGGGGUCCGGGCCAUGGUGAGGCAGGGUCCUUGGACUGUGCCCCACGCCAGGGAAGGUGAGGUUGUUCAGGCCCACCCAGGGUACGGCUCCCUCCCCUGGGCCCUGUUUUUGUUAAGGUUUGGAUACCUGCUUUCCCUUGAGAGCGAAGGAGAAAUAAACCUGAUGUACUGCUGUCA
This is a messenger RNA of Nyctereutes procyonoides (raccoon dog), 2970 nucleotides long. It is a transcript of the gene FBXW9, whose product is annotated as F-box and WD repeat domain containing 9. NCBI's taxonomy places the organism in Eukaryota, Metazoa, Chordata, Mammalia, Carnivora, Canidae. Gene Ontology annotation, cellular component: preribosome, large subunit precursor. The record is from RefSeq and is a predicted model, not a curated record. The transcript is spliced from 9 exons. Gene Ontology annotation, molecular function: protein binding. The coding region runs from base 1221 to 2606 and encodes 461 amino acids.